AAACAUGAACAUCACUCACUUUUGAUUCUCUGUCGACACGUACAUAUGACACUGUACACCACUGUGUUUCUUUCGUUUGCUUCUUUUGCCUAGCCAUUGACUCACAAGUUUGUGGCUCUCGUCACUGUAGAAAUACUACCAGGUUGAAUACAGCUGCUAAUACAGUAAUAGCUUAGCCUUACGAAAGCCCGGAGUCAAAACAGGCCUGAGCUGAGCUGUUUACUUUCAUUGAGUAUUCCCUGAGUAUAUUCAACAAUGCUGUCUUAUUCAGGCGCUGUUGUGAGGGGAAUAGCAUCGUCGCUGCCUGCCAAUGCAUUGCGAAUGAGCGAUCCUGGAGAGAAGCUGGAUCUGGACAAAGCCAACCAGGAGCACAGGGCAUACGUGGCCGCUCUUCAAAACACACUGGGAGCUGAGAACGUUCACGUGCUGGAUGCUGAUGAUAAGUAUCCUGACUGUGUGUUUGUAGAGGACCCAGUGGUAGUGUGCAAUGGCGUAGCGCUGAUGACGCGGCCAGGACACACGUCCAGGCGAGGUGAAGGCGAUGCUUUUCUGCCAUUGUUCGAACGCUUGGGAAUCAAGACGGUAGUCAUGGAGGAGCCGGCUUGCAUGGAUGGUGGGGAUGUGCUCUUCACUGGCAGCGAGUUUUUCGUCGGCCUUUCGAAGCGCACCAACCAGGCUGGGAUCGAUGUGCUGGCAGCAACAUUUCCAUCACAUCCUGUGCAUGCAGUCCCUGUUGAAGCAGGCCUGCACCUCAAGUCUAUGAUGUCAAUGGCUGCACCGGGCACGAUUGCCAUUGGCUGCAGUGGAGCGGCCCAGUCGGCGAAGCAGCUCGUAUCCGCCAAGGCCACCUCGUCAUACACAUUCCUAGAGUUUGCCGACGACCUGGCAGCCAACGUGGUCCACGUGAACGGCAAGAUUUUGCACGUUCCAGCGGCGAGCUUUGAGCGUAGCCGUGCUGCACUGGCGGAGCUCGGCAAGCUGGGCGAAACCGUGCAGCUGUGCAACGAAGAGUUGAACAAGGUGGACGGUGCACUGACCUGCUGCUCAGUGUUACUGGCAUAGACCCCGUCUGGUGAGAUACUUCACCGCUGGACAUCACAAGCUUCGUGUACGGGUGGUGACAGGCUUCGGUGGUUGUGCUGUGUUCUACAGACCCCCGGUCGCCUCUGUAAAACAAAUGUGUGCAUUAGGGUGGCGGGGGUACAAGAAAUGUGCAGUGAGAAAGCACUGGUUGACUGCAGUCCUGAAUGACAAGUGAGAUCAGAAGGUCCCGGUAUGAACUGGUUUUCUGGCUAGUUCUCCAACAACCUUUCGACUUCAUGUUCUGUAUUGAGUUAGCUUCCACAGCAUAGCACCACCGGUGCUACAGAGGGGCUGUACGUACAUGUACACCACUGCGAUUCUUGAUCGAGAAGUCAAAUGCCAGAUUGGAUUUUCAACAUUUCCGAAUCCUUAGAAAGAGAAAUCGCUUGCUUUUGGCCCUCGGUUUCUUUGAGUUUUUUUAACAGACAAGGUUGCGGAGAGUGGUCCAUGCUUCCACGGUUUUACAUUCUAGUUCAAUUUUUUUAAUGCAGGUUUCUAUGUGACAUUUUUAACUGGCUGGCUCAGCUCUCGAGAACUGCUUGUAGUUAUUUUCUGUGUCUUUGUGUCCCUCCCAUCUACAUGUACCGUAAAGUACCGCCAGAGCGCCCCACCAUCUCGUCCUUUCGUGGCCGCCUUGUGGAGGUGGAUUCCUGUCUGUAGGUCAUACGACACGGACCUUGUACAAACAUUGCACAUUGUGCAGUCAAUCCGUACCCAGUUUACCUUCGAGCUCCACAUAAAAGCAUACCAAGUGUGACCUUAGUACACGAAGGUUCUCACAUCGUACAAACUUAGUAGCAAUCUGCCAUACGAUUUUCUUCCCUUGGCUCUAAAAUCAAGGUGGGGCGCUCUCGCGAGACGGGGCGCUCUGGCGGUACUUUACGGUACAUGUAUCUGUGACCUCCAGCAUUGGGAGGUUUGUCUCUGACUUGCUGGGCUCGUUCAAGUAAUUUAUCGGCGGGCAUGGCCACUAUGUAUAUCACUUACAAUAUAGGUGAGUCGGUUGUUCACUGACUGUGUUAUGAAUCUCGUCAUCUA
Molecule: messenger RNA, 2121 nt
Organism: Sycon ciliatum
Lineage: Eukaryota; Metazoa; Porifera; Calcarea; Leucosolenida; Sycettidae
Product: N(G),N(G)-dimethylarginine dimethylaminohydrolase 1-like
Exons: 1
Coding region: 256-1062 (268 amino acids)
Biological process (GO): arginine metabolic process; positive regulation of nitric oxide biosynthetic process
Molecular function (GO): amino acid binding; dimethylargininase activity
Source: RefSeq, a predicted model, not a curated record